Messenger RNA from Aedes albopictus (Asian tiger mosquito), 4253 nucleotides. RefSeq lists its product as uncharacterized. Bases 258 to 4253 code for a protein of 1331 amino acids. NCBI's taxonomy places the organism in Eukaryota, Metazoa, Arthropoda, Insecta, Diptera, Culicidae. The record is from RefSeq and is a predicted model, not a curated record. The transcript is spliced from 2 exons.
CAGAGUGAAAACAGAUAUGCUACAUGUGAAACUACAAACCAAUUAAUUUUCCUAAAUUUCUUAUAUUUUCUACUAUUCUAUUGAAUUUGUUUAUUUGAGUGCCUAAAUUUGAUUGAGCAAGCAAAGUGCAGCUUCUAACCUCUGUUGUUCGAGGAAUAAAAAAACUAAUGAGUCACUGAAUGUCUUAAAGCAAUCGCUGAAAAGAUCCGUGAUUUUCAUUUCGUUCCCGAACAAACUUUAAGACAUUCAACCACAAGAUGUCUGAGUCCCGUGAUAAGACACCGGAUAACAGCAACGCAUAUAGCUGUGUUGCCUGUCAAAGGCCGGACUCCGCUGACAACAUUGUUGCCUGUGAUAAGUGCUCCGAUUGGUGGCAUUACUCCUGUGCCGGCGUAACAGAUUCUGUGAAGACCGCGAAAUGGUUGUGCCGAAAUUGCUUCCCACAAGCAGCCCAGUCAGUUUCCAACGCCUCGACAUCAGCUUCCCGGAAAGCUCGCUUAGAACUGAGCAUGAAGCGCCUGGAGGAGCAGCGAGAGCUGGACAAGAAACUAAUGGAGCUGGAACUGGAAAAGAAAUACUUGAAGCAAAAGUACCAACUAUUGGAGGAGACGCUGCAGGAAGAGUUUGAAACUCGAAGCGUCCGUAGUCGGGUCAACGAGAUAGAGUCUCGGCAGAACAACGUUAGGCGAUGGGUGGAACAACAAGCAUCCGAGAAAUCAGCGGCCAAGGAAGAUGAUGUCCCCGCAGUCACGUCGGAUAACCGACAGGAUGUUCACCAAGGUCCACCUGUUCACAUCACGGACGCGGAAGACGGAGCAGUAAGCGGGGUCGAUUGUGCGAUUAGAGAUCCACAAGCCGUCCCUGGAAGCAAUGCCUUCGGUAAUCUCCGUCGCACUUUGCAGAACUGCAAGCAGGACCAGCCAACGCUGCAGCAACUGCAAGAAUUGCAAGAGCAAUUAAAAAUAUGCCAGCUUCAGUUGCAACAACAAUCUACUCCUAUUUCUUCAAGACGCCCGGACGUUUCAAAGGGAGCCAUUCGCAAAACGCACCGGGAUGAGAUCGUCAGGCCCGCUGAAGAUAUGCCGCGUUCGGCGGUACCAAACCCCAUGGUGCAUGAGGCCCAUGAUCAACACAGAAAUCACCGUUAUCCGGAGCCGCUCCGGAAUCCAAAUCAGUUUGCUCCCUCCGUUCCGCUUGUACGUCAUCGUGUAGAAGUACCGAUUCCGUCCGUUAGCUCGUUUGUUCCUCGUGGCCCGUCUCCCGAACAAAUUGCCGCUAGACAAGUGAUGACCCGUGACUUGCCGGAAUUUACUGGCGAUCCCGAAGAGUGGCCAAUGUUCGAGAGUAGCUUUAACAAUACGACUGCAGCUUGCGGCUACAACCAUGCCGAGAAUCUCUCUAGGCUCCAGCGGUGCCUGAAAGGCGCUGCACACAAGUCAGUCAGGUAUUACCUGAUGUCGCCGGAAUCGGUUCCGGACGUCAUGAAGACAUUAAAAAUGCUUUAUGGCCGCCCGGAGAUGAUAGUCAACAAACUCAUUAGAAACGUUCGUGAAACUCCAUCUCCGAAACCGGAGAAAUUGGAAACGCUGAUUGAGUUUGGGAUGGCCAUUCGCAACUUAACCCAGCACCUAAUCGCCGCCGGUCAGCAAUCACAUCUGUCCAACCCAAUACUGCUGCAAGAACUGGUGGACAAACUUCCUGCAGGUGUCAAAUUGCAAUGGGCGCAGCAUCUCCAGAAUCAUCCGGUCGCAUCACUACAGAUUCUCAGUCAGUUCAUGACAACUGUCGUGGAUUCUGUCAGCAAGGUUGUCGUGUAUGUUGGUGAGCCAAUACAGAAGCACGAAAAGUCCAAAAUCCGUGAGAAAGGGUUUCUUCACGCCCACGCUGAAGCAAAUGGAGCAGGUGCUUACGCUGCGACAAAACGUUGCCCAAUAUGCACCAAAGAUGAUCAUCGAGUUCCAGAUUGCACCUCGUUUAAAAGAAUCAGUGUCGAAAAUCGGUGGAAGAGCGUUACAUCCCUGAAACUCUGCCGUUGUUGCUUGAACUUCCAUGGUCGUCGAACAUGUAAAAGUACAAAUCGCUGCGGAGUCAAUGGCUGCGAGCUGCGACACCAUCCCCUUUUGCAUUCACCACCUCCAACAUCCACAACUACGGGCAAUCAGCGAGUGACCCAGUCGUCCGAAAAUCACGCUCAUCACCACUGUGGACAAUCCGUGUUGUUCAGAAUUAUACCUGUGGUACUACACGGACCUUCCAAAUCGAUGACAGUUUUCGCCUUUCUCGACGAGGGAUCCUCAGCGACACUCAUCGAGCACGACCUUAUCGGACAACUGGGGAUUGAAGGACAAAAUGCUCCACUGUGCCUCACGUGGACGGCAAACAUGUCCCGGCUGGAAUCGAAAUCGCAACUGGUUUCUCUGGACAUUUCCGGAAUUGGUCAGCAGAAAAGAUAUCAACUUGCGAAUGUCAGGUCCGUUGAAGUCCUCAAUCUGCCCCGCCAGACCUUACGUUUUGGAGAACUGCAAAAAAGCUUUCGACACUUGGCUGAACUUUCAGUUGAUAGUUAUGAGGAUGCUGUACCACAAAUUUUGGUUGGACUCCGAAACCUGAAGCUUGCUGUACCGCUAGAGACAAGGGAAGGCAAUCGGGGACCAAUUGCAACCAAAACAAGUUUGGGUUGGUGCGUUUAUGGAAGUCUCGAUUAUGGAUGUAAACCCGAACACGUCAGCCUUCAUAUCUGCGAAUGCGAUACCAACCGGAAGCUUGAAUCGAUGAUGAAGGAGUACAUCAAUGCGGAUUACACUGGAGUUGCUCCGAUUGAACCACUGGUGUCCGAGGAUAACAAACGAGCCCAAAGGAUCCUUGAAGAGACGACGACAAGGGUUGGAAACCGAUUCCAAACUGGUUUGAUUUGGCGGUACGAUGAAAUUGAUCUACCAGACAGUUUCCACAUGGCUUUACAGCGUCUUCAAUGUUUGGAGCGAAGGAUGACACGGGAUGCAGCUUUGAAGGAGAAUCUCCAUCGGCAGAUCCGUGAAUAUCAGGACAAGGGUUACGCUCAUCGACUAACGCAGGCAGAACUACUUGCAGCGGAUCCUGCGUAUCUGCCUAUCAGCGCUGUGACAAAUCCCAAUAAGCCCGGAAAAGUCCGCCUCGUAUGGGAUGCGGCAGCGAAAGUGGCCGGUAUUUCGCUGAACAGUCUCCUACUGCCAGGACCGGAUUUGUUAACUCCAUUACCCCAUGUCCUGUUCCGUUUCCGACAAUUUCCGGUGGCCGUCUCUGGUGACAUCAAAGAGAUGUUUCACCAGGUCGGUAUCAUUGAGUCCGAUCGGCAUUCGCAGCGUUUCUUGUGGCGCGACAACCCCGAACAAACUCCGCAAAUCUUUGCGAUGGACGUCGCCAUUUUUGGUGCUGCGUGCUCACCGUCAUCCGCGCAAUUUGUAAAAAACAAAAAUGCGCAAGAGCAUGCAUCACGAUUUCCCAAGGCAUCGGAAGAUAUAGUAAAGUGCCAUUACGUGGACGAUUACCUUGGGAGCUACGAGACCGUCGAUGAAGCCAAAGAAGUCGCCGAAGGCGUGAAGGUGGUGCAUUCCAAAGGAGGAUUUGAGAUCCGAAAUUGGGUAUCAAAUAGUCAAGCUGUCGUGGAACAUUUGGGCGGAGAACCAGCGAACGGGAUGAAGGAGCUAAUUUCGAAGGGAAACGGCAAUACGGAGCGUGUUUUGGGAAUGCCCUGGCAAUCGGCAGCGGACGAAUUGCGAUUUUCAACGACAUUCCGUAGAGAAAUCGUGCAACUAGUCGACUGCGAAGUUAGGCUAACAAAACGACAGAUGUUGAAGUGCAUCAUGAGUCUCUUUGACCCGCUAGGCCUGCUAGCAUCGUUCUUGGUGCAUGGCAAAAUAAUGAUGCAGGAGGUAUGGAAAACGAAAAUUCAAUGGGACGAGCGAGUUGACGACCACAUCUACGACCGUUGGAAGAAAUGGAUCGCUCUAUUUAGCAAGAUCGAGGACCUCCAAGUGCCACGUUGCUACUUCCAGCACGCUAACGCCAACAUGUACUCGGCACUCCAACUCCACAUAUUUGUUGACGCAAGUGAAGACGCGUACUCGGCGGUUGGAUAUUUCCGUGUAGAGGCUCCCGACAAGAGCGUUCUUUGCACGUUAGUAGCAGCAAAAACAAAGGUUGCACCGAUACACCACGUCACUGGAAUUGAUGGCGGCGGUAUUAGGAAGCAGACUAGCAGCCUUCAUUUCUGA